Messenger RNA from Rhodofomes roseus, 1503 nucleotides. Its product is annotated as putative oxidoreductase C terminal-domain-containing protein. The record is from RefSeq and is a predicted model, not a curated record. The coding region runs from base 317 to 1450 and encodes 377 amino acids. The transcript has 15 exons. Gene Ontology annotation, molecular function: nucleotide binding. Lineage: Eukaryota; Fungi; Basidiomycota; Agaricomycetes; Polyporales; Fomitopsidaceae.
GUCGCACCGCGGUCAUCCAGCCCACUGCCACCACAGCCUCCGCUUGGCCGUCUCCCGCCGCCCACUGUCAGUUGCUCUGAACGUGUCUGUCAUUCCAGUCUGCGAAUAUAUCUCGCGUGGACUGCCUGCGCAACCAUAUCCAGGCUGAGUGUUCCAACAUAUCUCACGCGUUACAUGGCGUCCGCGUUACUGAGGACCAUCUCCGGCAUCGAUGAGCUCGUCUUCAGCACAUGCGAGGCUUUCUUCCGCCACCGUCGAUACAUCGAUACAUCGACUCGACCCACGUGUCGCAAGACUAACCCCCUUGUAGCCAACCAUGACCUUCAACGUCCUCCUUGUCGGCGCGGGAGAAAUCAAUUUUGGAUCAGUCGAAGGGCCGUGGAAUCAUUCGCGUCGUCUCGAGAGCAAACUAGGAAAGUCACUCCGCGUCGUCGGUCUCGUUGACCCCGACCAGAGCCGCGCCGCUGCUGCUCUGGAAGGCAAGCUAGCGUCUGAAGUCGCCCCAGCGUAUGUCUCAUGCAGGGCAUUCUCAACCGUCUCCGAAGCCGCCGCGGCCCUCUCGGAUGACCUGCUUCCUCAGUUGGCUGUUGUUGGGGCUCCGCCCUUUGCGCGCGGGAGCGACCUCUCAGGUAAGGAUCUCGAGCUGCAGCUCACCAGUGCGUUCCCGGGCUGCGCGCUCUUCGUCGAGAAGCCUGUCAGUAGCGGGCCUGUGGAUGGCUGUUGGCGGGUAGCUGCUGAGCUAGACAAGCGGCGAACGCUCGUCGGCGUCGGGUAUAUGCUGCGGUAUUCCAAAGCGGUACAAAUGAUGAAGCAGAUCAUCAAGGAAAACAACCUAGUAGUGAUGGGGACGAAUGCGAGAUACGUGAUGGCUUACGAAUGGGCCCGGAAACUUUCAUGGUGGAACAAAGAUUCGUCGGGCGGCCCCAUCGUCGAGCAAGCCACGCACUUCUGCGAUCUCUCGCGUUACUUCGGCGGCGAUGUCGUCUUACCCUCCGUCUCCGCUCACAUCGUGUCGCACGACGAAGCCCCCGGCGCACUCUCAGCCAAGCGCUUUGACGAGACUGCUAUCCCGCCCGAGAAACGGCUCCCGAGGCUGACGAGCGCGACGUGGAAGUACGCAGGCGGCGCCGUGGGCGCACUCACCCAUGUCAUCGCGUUGCACGGUGCAACGUACGAUACGGAAUUUGAAGUGUACGCGGAUGGAUAUAGACUCAAGCUGAUUGACCCGUACGGAUCGACACCUGUGCUGUCCGUUCGCAGGCCGGGUGUGGCGGGCGAAGAAAUGCACACAUUUCCAGAUGACGACCCUUUCUACUCGGAGCUAUCGACGAUAAUCGAUGCCAUACGCGAGCCGAACAGCGGCGCGCGCUCGAGCAUCCUCAGCUCAUACGAAGAUGCAGUGAAGACGUACGAGUUGACAUGGCAGAUCAGGCGUGCGGGUGAGAAAUAGGAGAAACGCGUCAACGGUGGGCAGGCAGCGUACUUCAAGUGGACCGAAAGAAA